AUGCAAAAGAAGAAUGACUGGAACAGGAAUGAGCGACGGGUCGACAAAGGCAGCGUCAGUGGCAGUUCAGUUGCCGAACGGCUCAAGCAUUUGGAAGGAUUGUUGACCAUCGUGGCUCAACAGCGAGAUCCCAUGGCAUCACUGAGCAUUAGCGACGAGACAUUGACAGUUGGGAAUGGUAGCGCGUCUAUCGUUACCCCUGCCUCUAUCGAGUCUAGAGGUGUUGGCAGCAACAACGCGAUGCCCCCAGGAUUAGCGGACCACGUUGACUCAAGCCAUUGGUCCUCCAUAUUAGAGAACAUCAAGGCGAUCCGCCAAGAACUUCCCUAUGACAGUCCACAAGACAAAGAGCAAGUCUUGUCCAAAAAGUCGCCUGGCGUUAGCCCUGGAGCACCUGGGAGGAUGAGUCCAGACUUGGAUUUUGGAUCUUCUCAAGGAGUGAGCCAUGAAGGUAUUCUGGCAACAUUACCCCCAAGACAAGUAUGCGAUACUCUAAUAUCCAUGUUUUUCAGGUGGCACUAUACCAUGAUGCCAGUCUUGCAUCCUGUCAAGUUCCAGCGCGAGUACGAAGCCUUUUGGAAAGCACCAAGAGAUACCUCCACCAUAUGGAUCGCUCUGCUCUUCGCUCUACUAAGUUUAGCGACAGGCGUAUACGAAGCUUCAGGCAUGGUCCUUCCCUCCUCUGUCCCAGUUCCAUCUAGUAAAGAUUUGUCUACCAAGACACAGCAAUGUCUUCUCCUCAGCAACUAUAUCUCGUCUACGGAACACGCCGUUGAAGUCCUUCUGCUGCACCUGGUUGGCUGCUCGCUUCGAUCGAAGGCGUCUGACACCAACCUUUGGUUUCUUAUGGGACGGGUAGUACAGCUUGCAAUAAGCAAAGGCUACCAUCGCGACUCGUUCAAGGUACCCAACGAGAACAUUUCUGCUUUCGAUGGCGAGAUGAGACGUAGAGUUUGGGCUUGUAUAUAUCAGCUUGAUUCCCUUAUAUCAUUCCAGCUAGGGUUUCCUAGCAUGGUACCUUCGGAAUCUUGCGAUACAGAACUCCCCAGGAACCUGGACCAGAACCAAUUGCAUCCCGACAUUACAGAGCUACCGCCGUCCAGACCUCUGUCGGAAAACACCACGAUCCUUUAUUCCAUUGUGAAAGCGUCGGUUAUGGCCAAGUUCAAGCAAGUUGUCAAGCAUACACGAUCUCCCGCUUCGCCUUCACAUGAAACCACAAUCACUCUUGACGCAGAGGUCCGCCAAGUGUAUGCAAACAUCCCUGAUCACUUCAAGUACAAACCUCUUACGAACUUCCUCACAGAGGAGGCGAGUGUUAUCUUGACUAGAACUACGCUCGAAAUUUUGCACUUGAAGAGUAUCAUUGUUCUUCAUCGUCAGCAUCUGAUGCAUCGACAAGAUAGUCGUUCUGAUCCUUCCAGAAAGGCUUGUCUGGAAGCAGCUAGGCGAUUGCUGGAGAGACAGGCAGAGAUGGACCGAGUUACGGAAACUGGUGGUCAGCUCCACGAUAUGAAGUGGAUGAUCACGACCUUAACACUCAGUGACUUUACGUUGGCGGCGAUGGUGAUCUGCUUAGAUCUGACAAUGACUAUUCGGCUCGGCGCAGAUUAUCCUCCUAGCCCAGCUGCCUAUCAAGAAGUACAGGGGUACUUGGCAAUCAUUCAAAAUGCUCACAAGAUAUGGGUUGUUGCUGGAGACCUUUGCUCCGAAGCACGUACAGUUGCUCACGCUUUGGACUCCACAAUGGAACGCGUAAACGACUUUUUGAGUACAUCGUCUCUACCAGCGGAUUCCGGAUCAUGGCAGACUCUGGAUGCAGAGUCAUCGAGUAGCCUAACUAAUGAUUCUUUAUACCAGAUCAACGAUUUGGAUAUGAUGGAUAGUAUUGACUGGACAUUCAUCGACAAUCAGUUCCAGGACCCAAGUAUCAAUGAAAUUGACCUCGACAUGUGGCUCAUGGAAACAGCUGGGCCUUUGUAG
This is a messenger RNA of Fusarium poae, 1983 nucleotides long. RefSeq lists its product as uncharacterized. NCBI's taxonomy places the organism in Eukaryota, Fungi, Ascomycota, Sordariomycetes, Hypocreales, Nectriaceae. The record is from RefSeq and is a predicted model, not a curated record. Gene Ontology annotation, molecular function: DNA binding; zinc ion binding. Gene Ontology annotation, cellular component: nucleus. Gene Ontology annotation, biological process: DNA-templated transcription. The coding region runs from base 1 to 1983 and encodes 660 amino acids. The transcript is spliced from 5 exons.